GGAGCAUGAUUUUGCUGAAAUCAACCACAAAAGUCUAGUCUUCAAUCGGAUUCCUAAGAUUGCAUGUAUGAAAAGAGCAUCCCUAUUUUGUACUAACGCUACUUUCUGAAAUAACUCACCCAACACUUUGCGAGUAGUUUAUAACUUUAUAUGUAUAUAUACUAUCGCAUGUAAUAUUAUGUAUAUAUAUUAAAAUAAUAAAUCACAUAAUCAUUGAAAUCCUCACGCAUAAGAACAUCAUAUGGUCAUCUCUUGUUGGAAUUAAUAUAAAAUUACUAUGUACAAUUAUUUUUUGUCACAUUUUUUGUGUACUACGUGGCUUUUGUAUUUAGAAGGAAAGAUGUAGAUCUUAUUUCCUUUCCUUUUUCUCCUCCAAGAAGCUCGCUGUCAUCAUGUAACGUACGCACGUAUAUGUAAUGUAACAUGUAUAUAUGUUGACCGCAUGAUUCAUUCUUAUCAUGCGAAUGAAUACACAAAUUUCCUUCCUUGUUCGGUGCUAACUUACAUGGUAUCAGAGCAGUAAAGUGUUCUGGGAAAUAUUACGUGACUUAACGGAAACGACGACGACGCAACGAUGGCCGGUGAACUAGUUGUACGCCGGAAAAUCAACGACCCUACUUCGCCCUACUAUCUGUCGAACUCAGACUAUCCCGGGCAGAAUAUUUGUGGGAUAGUGUUGAAAGGCGAGAGCAAUUAUAGAGAAUGGGCAACGUCUAUGAAAAAUGCUUUUUGUGCGAAACGAAAAUUGGCGUUUCUCGACGGAACUCUGAAGCGACCCGAGAACGAUGAAAAGGACCUUGAAGAUUGGCUGACAGUCCAUUCCAUGGUCGUGGGAUGGAUCAUGAAAACGGUAGACCAGCAGCCUUUGCAAACUAAUUUAGUUUAUAUGGAAAGUGCUUGUGAUCUAUGGAACGAUUUGGAGCAGCGGUUUGCCGUAGGAGAUGCGAUGUGAACACAUGAGUUGAAGGAGCUGAUCCGGAAUUGCCGCCAGAAUGGACAAAUGGACAAUCCAUCACCACUUAUUUUGGGCGAUUGAAAGCCUACUGGGACGACUAUGAUGAAUUCCGAAAUAUUCCCCAAUGUGCGUGCGGUGCUUGUACGUGCAAUCUCAAAAAAUUGUUUCUCAAGCACGUGAAGACGGAAAAGAUUAAGUGGUUAUAUAAUGUAAUUUGACAGUUUCGCAACAUACUAUCGUAUUACAUAUACA
Molecule: messenger RNA, 1207 nt
Organism: Cuscuta europaea
Lineage: Eukaryota; Viridiplantae; Streptophyta; Magnoliopsida; Solanales; Convolvulaceae
Source: the annotation of a GenBank genome assembly